UUUCUCUUUCCGAGCAUAUGAUUCACUACAUUGUGUAUCAUCGAAGUUCCAAAUUAACCUUGUUAAGACGCUACGCGAACCAAACACGAGAAGCGGUUCAGUGAAAAGAUGGCUGCGUUAAACCCUCCCAAAACCCUCCAAACCAAAAUUCUACCCGCAAAUCCAAUUUCAGUGGCGGUUUCUAGGUCAAGAACUAGAAUCGCUUUGAAAUCGAACAAGUUCCCAGGCACAGCAAUUUGUGCUUCAGAGAUGCGAAGAGAAGUUCAACAACAAACGUCUUUUGUGGACACUCUCCUCAACGGUACUCGCAGAAACCAAAUCCUCGACGCCAUCGGAACAAGCUCUCUCUCUAAUUGCCUCUCCGAAACUAACCUUCAUUUGACAGUUCCAGCUCUCAAGUCCAAAACCCGCGGCAAAGUUCGAGAUAUUUAUGAUAGUGGAGAUUACCUUGUUUUAGUUACCACUGAUCGCCAGAGUGCCUUUGAUAGGAUUCUUGCUUCCAUUCCCUUUAAAGGCCAGGUUCUUAACGAGACAAGUUUGUGGUGGUUUGAAAGAACUAAGCACAUAGUUUGUAAUGCUGUUGUAUCGGCUCCAGAUAAAAAUGUUACAAUAGCAAAGAAGUGUUCGGUUUUCCCGGUUGAGUUUGUUGUUAGAGGGUUUGUCACUGGAAGUACCGACACAUCAUUAUGGACAGUAUACAAUAAAGGCGUUCGUAACUAUUGUGGAAAUGUCCUCCCAGAUGGAAUGGUAAAAAAUCAAAAGUUGCCCAAAAAUAUACUCACUCCAACAACCAAGGCUGAGGAUCAUGAUGUUCCUGUCACUCCAGAUGAGAUUGUUGAAAGCGGACUGAUGACACGAGCUGAUUAUGUAGAAGUGAGUGAAAAAGCAUUAAGCUUGUUUGAAUAUGGACAGCAAGUGGCUUUGGAACAUGGCCUCAUAUUGGUAGAUACCAAGUAUGAAUUUGGGAAGGCAAAUGAUGGUUCAAUUCUGUUAAUUGAUGAGGUCCAUACUCCUGAUUCAAGUAGAUAUUGGAUUGCCAAUUCUUACUUGGAGCGCUUUCAAAAUGGUCUUGAGCCUGAAAAUGUUGAUAAGGAGUUCUUGAGGCUGUGGUUCAAAAGUCACUGCAACCCCUAUGAAGAUGAGGUCCUUCCUGAUGCUCCUGAAGAUCUUGUUUUUGAAUUGGCUUGGAGAUAUAUUUUCUUGUAUGAGACUAUAACAAAAUCAAAGUUUGAGAUGCUAUUGACCGAGGAGCCAAUACAUGACCGAAUUUCACGAAGUGUUACAUAUGCUCUAUCAUCUUUAAAGUAGCCCUGGACUUUUAGGGCCCCUCCUUUAGCUCUGGAUUUUAAGGAUCUCUUACUAAAAAAUAUAUUUAAAAUAAAAAAUAUAGUUAGAACUUCAAAUUGACGGAGAACUUCUCCAAACAAGUUUUUAUUUUCUAUAUUCUAAUGUAUAACUUAAAACAGAAAGACAGAAGAAGCUUCAUUUUCUUCGAAAUCAAACUUGUUUCUGGAAAUUCAUGAAAACAGUUUUCAGAAAUUUGUCACCUUGUGAUUUUUCUUUUGUCCCCAAGGGUAAACUGCUUUGAACGCACAACCAAAUGAGUCGUUUGCCUUGUACAUUUCCUUGUGACAGUACGAGAAGUAAAUAUUAUUUGUUCUGUACGAGAAGUUGUUUGCUCCUGUUACUGCAUGCUGCAAUUUUUCUUUUUCUUUUUUAUUCUACUUUCUUUACUACAUUAUUUUUUCGGGCUGUUACACCUUCUUAU
This is a messenger RNA of Gastrolobium bilobum, 1768 nucleotides long. Its product is annotated as phosphoribosylaminoimidazole-succinocarboxamide synthase, chloroplastic. Gene Ontology annotation, molecular function: phosphoribosylaminoimidazolesuccinocarboxamide synthase activity. Gene Ontology annotation, cellular component: chloroplast stroma; cytoplasm. The coding region runs from base 109 to 1308 and encodes 399 amino acids. Lineage: Eukaryota; Viridiplantae; Streptophyta; Magnoliopsida; Fabales; Fabaceae. The record is from RefSeq and is a predicted model, not a curated record. The transcript has 12 exons. Gene Ontology annotation, biological process: 'de novo' IMP biosynthetic process.